Jaminaea rosea is the source of this 1271-nucleotide messenger RNA. RefSeq names its product subunits of heterodimeric actin filament capping protein Capz. The record is from RefSeq and is a predicted model, not a curated record. The transcript has a single exon. Gene Ontology annotation, molecular function: actin filament binding. The coding region runs from base 1 to 1158 and encodes 385 amino acids. NCBI's taxonomy places the organism in Eukaryota, Fungi, Basidiomycota, Exobasidiomycetes, Microstromatales. Gene Ontology annotation, cellular component: actin cortical patch; F-actin capping protein complex. Gene Ontology annotation, biological process: barbed-end actin filament capping; actin cytoskeleton organization.
AUGUCACUCGAGGACGUACACGACUUGCUUUUGCAAGCCCCACUCUCACAGGUCAACUCUGUCUUGGCAGACCUACGCGGCCUCGUCUCCUCUGGCGGCUCUUCCUCUCGUCUAGGCCGCGAUUUUGAGGAAUCACUCCCAGGAGCUCUACGACAACUCCAUGAGGAUCAGGGCAAAGUUGUCCGUCUACCAGGACUAGAGGCGGGCAGUAUCCUGACAAAGGAGGCUCGCUCACACGACAAAGACGCCGAGUAUCGCGACGAGGCGCAGAGUAAAGUCUUCUCCUACGACCACGCAGCAGACAAGGUAGCUUCUAGCGAGACGUAUCGUGCAGUGUCAUCAUCGGACAAUGAGCUCAAGACGGAGCUAGAGAGACAGCUAGGAGCGUACUUGCGAGACCACUACCCAGACUUGGAUCCUCAGCGCACCAAUGAAGGAGCAUGCGGGUCUGUCCUCAGCCUGCCUACGACACGCAUUCAGCGACGAGGAGGGCGUCAAGAGGCCAAGGGCAAGACCAACGUUGAGCAGGGUGCUGCAAACGAGGAAGAGGUGGAGCAGACGCCACAAGAGACGGCAAUGGCAGAAAAGGCGACAGAGGAUGAAAAGGAGGAGCAGAAAGCAAUGGGAGAAAAGGCCGUACGCGUCGUCGACGAGGACGACGACGAGGACGAUGAGGGCGAGCUGGUAGAGCUGAUUGCCGACGCAGACGCCUCCUCCCCACCCUCGCACAUCAUCACCAUUGUCUCGGGCAAGAGCAACGCCAAGAACUUCUGGUCCGGUCGCCUCCUCUCCACGUACCACUGUCAUGCAGACGUAAUUGAGGCGCACACGAAGCUGCAGAUCCACUACUACGAGAAUGGAAACGUCCAGCUGAACGCAGAGGUGCCUGCCAUUAUCCCACUCAACACGAGCGCCGCGCAAGCAUCGGCGUCACCUGCUGCUCAGGCGAAAGCCAUCAUCUCGGCCAUUGGGAAACACGAGCAACACCUCCAGGAGACGCAGCUGGAACGCGAUGUGUACGAGGGAUUGAAUGAACGAGCAUUCAAGGGAUUGAGGAGGCAGUUGCCCGUGACGAGGCAGAAGGUAGAUUGGGACAAGGUGACCAACUAUAGGCUUGGGCAGGACUUGGCGGAUCACAACGAGGGUGCGGCGGCGUGAGAAGAGCGCGCGCGCGUGCGUGUAUGUGCACUCGUGGAGGCCAAAGCAAUGCCAGCCCGACAUGUAAUGACAUUUGUUGAUGAGCAGUGACUGUCAUGCCGCUGCCGCUGAUG